This is a messenger RNA of Porites lobata, 10178 nucleotides long. Lineage: Eukaryota; Metazoa; Cnidaria; Anthozoa; Scleractinia; Poritidae. The record is from the annotation of a GenBank genome assembly.
GCUAAAUCGGAAAACCCUAAUGAUUCAUUGCCGACAGAGAAUUUGCUUUUAUGGAUCGAUUUGUUUCGUUUAACCUCGUCCGAAAGGUAUGCAGCAAGUGUAAUUUUCACUCGAAGACAGCAAUAAAUAAUAUCAGUGUGGGGCAUUGAGCCGUGCUUUAAACCUCGCGGGCCAGUAAAAAAUAGGUGCGAUUUUUUCAGUCUUUUGUUUACUGAGAAGAAGCGGUUUUAUUUUAUUCCUCUAUUGUUUACCACGCUUUUCAAUACAUGAAUAAUAUGUGAUUUUAAUUCUAAUUAUUCAGCCCGUGUUCUAAAGAACGACUGUAAAAUAUAAACUUCAUUUCCUUAUAGAUUCAAAGUUCUCUAGCGCGAAAUUUGAAUGUUGCCAUCUCGGAAACAGAAUAACCAGUAUAUAAAAAUCAGAACCAAAGCGUAUGCGAUCAAACAAACUGAAUUGUAUGUUCUCAGCCGCUUCUAUUCGAGCCCAUAUUUUAGUUCCUUACAGCAAUUUAGACAAGCAGGAUGAGCAUGUUUUGCGUAAAAGUUGCUCCCACUAGGCUAAGCCCGACAUAAAACACAAGGAUGCAACUGGUAAACUCGUCUGUUCAGCACUUACCUCACACUAACACUACUGCGUCGUAUGUUUCUUCCUGACUACUGUAACUCUUAUCCACCCCCUGGGUUGAAAUUGCUCCUUACUUCGAUCGCGCGGAAAAUUCACACGUCAUCGGAAAGAAGUUGUCGGAAAUGUUGAAAUUUCCCGGGCGUGAAAGCUAUUGUUUCACGCUGAUCGUUUUUGUCCUUACAUGGCGAGAUACGAUCAAAAAUAACAAUACAGAACAAUACCUAUUGUUCCCGAAUUCAGGUCGCUUUUCUUGAUACGGAAGUUCUUAUUUAAGCUUAGUUUUUUAUAAUAGCGUCCUAUGAAUUUACCAGAAUCGCCUCUCAGGGGCAGUUGCUUGUAGUGAAGCAUUUUGUAGCACACUCGUAAACAAGCAAUGUAAGGCGUAAGUCUUUGCUUGGAUGAGACGUCAAAAAUAAAAAUUAGUUUUCUGGACCUAAACACACAUUCACAGACUGCUUUAUAUUGAGUUGAUUACAACUUUGCAUUGAAAUCUGUAGCAUGUUCAUUUUUUUAAAAAGCGAAAUCGAAAUCUGAUUUUGGCAUUUGAUUUACGGAUAUUUUAUUUUGUCUCCAAAAGUGAUUGUAAUAGAAGUAUGAUUGUCUUUCAAACAACAGUCUUCAGUAGCCGAAGAAAAGAGAGGAUAAUAACUUUUAGCCUAAUCGGCUCCUGAUUUUUAAGUUUUUUGAUUCUUUAGUUUCAUGUUUUUAAAAAAUUCUAAUUUUCGCAAAGUUAACACAAAACCGUUUUUGGAUUCAUAAAUUUCCCCAAGAAACACACCCUGCGAAAUACCGCAACCAAUGUUUGCAAUAUGUAGUUACAAUUACUACCGGCUCGUUUAUUAUCUGCUUGGAGAUAAUUGACUAUUUUGUAGGUUGCGCGCGCAAUGCAUGAUUUUCAAUGUCCGUCUGUUUUUCGUGUGAUGAUGUGUUUGUCACUAUUCUCUUCAAAACAAUAUAUGACGUGUUAUCUACCUCGACCUUCGGCUUCGCCUGACAACAGUUACCUCGAUCUUGAUUUCCCCGGAUAUCAAAAUAACCCAAUCUAAAAAUUGUUUGAUAUUCACCUCACGCUUCGUCAGUAAAGCGUAUCAUAUUAUCAACAUUUUAAAAAAUGAGGUUAGCAAUUAAGUCAGGCGAGAAAAAACUAUUUAUUCCUUACAGCCCGCGCGUAGCGACGGCUCAAUUCUUUGUUCGCAUCGCUUAUGGAAAGUGCGUGGAUCGCACAGCGAGGUAGAAACCCGAGUUGGCUUUACAUAUACUGUGAAUGGCCUAAUAAACGCCCGGGGCGUCUAUUUAAUUUUAGGGAUCCAAGCGGGGGCGUUUCAUAGAUAGGAGAUGUUUAAAAGAGAGAGGCGAUUAUUCUCAUGACUGCAACAAGCUAGUAGUAUACUAUAUAGAAAAUUAAGCUCCGUUGGUGGAUAGGUGAGGAUGGUUUAGGGAUAGUCGCUUUAGGAAUAGUCUAUGACGUCACCCGUUGUUACAACCUAGGGGAAAAGUGCCUUCUUGCAUAUUAAUUAUGUGUCUAGUCUGUUGUUAGUAAGUGUCUAGUCACUGCCUAAUGAGCGUCUCUCUACUACAAUAGGCAAAAUAGGCUUGCCUAGAUUUGCUCAGUAAGUAACUUUUGUCCGGUUUUGCCGGAACGUCUGUUUAAAAUAUAGGAAUACGAGGAGCGAUCACCUAGCAACGUGAGAAACGGCUUAAGUCUUCUAUUUAGCGCUAAAAAAAUCGGAUAUAUAAACAAAACUACACAAGAAAUACCGUUUUAAAAACUUACUGAACACCGACGACAAAAAGAGUAAAAUACACAGCGAUUUGAAGGGAAUGAAAAAUUAAGAGAGAAUACUUCAUGGAAAGUGAUGGCGUACGGUAUUUACUAUCCUCGGAGACCCAGGGGCAGUCGGGAGAAAAGGCGGGACGAAAGUUUUCAUUACGGGCGAAAGAGCCCCUGGGUACCGACUCUCACCGGACCAUUUCCAAAAAUUCAAGCGGAGCCGGCUCCUGAUUGGGCACAAAAAAUGCUUUGUAUUAUUGUGCCCAAUCGGCAAACACAUCUCAAUGAGUUGUUUUCGUGUGUUCGUACAUGAAGGCUAUUUUCUCGAUCACGGCUUGUCUAGCUUAUGCACCAAAGAAAUGCACGCAGUCAGGAAACUUUCGGUUUGAUAUAAAAUCUCCAUCUGAUCCAGCUCGCUUACUUUGUCAAAUGCAAAUGAACUCUUCCGAACCAUAUCAAAGUUCAUGAAGAGAAUGAAUUUUGUUAUUGCUUGUUUACUCCUUCGCAAAACGUGAAGUUAGGCAUUUUCACGGGUAGUCGUGCAGUUAACGACAAAGAAAUGUACAAAAAAGCGUGAUGCACGUGCAAAGUUGUUGUUUUGCCUUGCAAAGCUAUUACUUAUUUGAAUUUCUCAUCGCCGCCGCAUCUUAAUUGUGAUCCGUCAAAAACAGAAUAUUCCCGGGGCAAAUUCAAUUGCUCUUGCUGAUAGUAACCCAAACGUCUUUUCAACUCAUCGGUAAUUCCUUUGCUUCUGGUUAGGAACUAGAAAAUAAAAGUUUCCCUUGUACGCACAAGCUUGAUGAACGAACCAGGCAAGUGUGGCGAGACAAUAGCCGUCGUGUACGAACUCACGAAAAGAACUCAGGAGCAACUGUUCGCCGAUUGGGCACAAUAAUACAAAGCAUUUUUUGUGCUUAAUCAGGAGCCGUUAUCAGCUUGAAUUUUUGGAAAUAGUUCGGUGAGAGUCGGUACCCAGGGGCUCUUCCGCACUUACUUGAAAACUUUCGUCCCGCCUUUUUUCCCGACCCGACUGACUGCCCCUGGGUCUCCGAGGAUGGGUAUUUACGCACGAGUUGUUGACGUAUCAGAAAUCUUACUCGUUCGCUGCGCUCACUCGUUCGAUUUCUGAUACAAAAACAACGAGUGGGUAAAUACCGUACAAAGCGCUUUCCAUGUGGUAUUGAGUUUAUUAUACAGUGAAACCUGUAUUAAGCGGACACCCUCGGGGAAUGCUGUAGUGUCCGCUUAACGGGGCAGGGUGUCCGCCUGAUACAGGUUUCGAUAUAUGACGUCAUAUGAGCUGUAUGAGGUGUCAAAUGCCAUUCAAAUGAACAGUGGAACCGUUUAUAAUACUCCCAGAGACUAUGACGAUAGACGUUUGCAUUAAUUUCUUUAUCAAAGUGAACCAAUUGAUCAUAGUACCAUAAACAUGGAUUGCAACUCAAAUUUGAAGAAAUCAGAUGAGUGAAACAAGCUCUAUACAAACAAAACGAAACAGAAAACAAUCCUGUACUGUGAAACUAAUCAAAUCAGUUCGUCAAGUCACGUUUUUUAAUGUAAAAAUCGAAAAAUUUUUGGGUGGCAAUUCGAGGCAAUAUUUCGCAUUUCCGGUGUCUGGCAUGUUGGGUGGUAGAAUUUGAUUACAAGUGUCCGUUUAAUACAGGUUGGCAACAAUAGAAAUGGGCCUUUUAAGGUACUUUUUAGGUGUAAUAAAGGUUUCAUUUAAAGUAAAUAAGGGAAAUAAAUUUGGGGACUUCGGCUACUGUCCGCUUAAUAGAGGGUGUCCGCUUAAUACAGGUUUCACUGUAUACAUACUGAGACAUUCAGCGAACGAGUAAGAUUUCUGAUACAAAAACAACGAGUGCGUAAAUACCGUACAAAGCACUUUCCAUGUGGUAUUGUGUUUAUUAUAUACAUACUGAGACAUUCAUCAUUUUGGCGGUAUUUUUAUUUUAAAUCUUUCAAAAAUGCUAAACUUUGCCGCUACACACUUACUGCAAAAUGACAACGAAAACGAAGUAUCAGCUUUUUAGUAAAAACGUUUGUUAAAAACAUAAAUGACGGUAAGGAUAUGAGGUAAUCCGAGAACUAUAAGUAAUCUUAACUGUUUGUUUUCAAUGCACAAUUGAAAAUGAGUGAGUUUAAGUAAAAUGGCCGGUUUCAAUAUAAGCUUAAGCUUAAAUGAAAGUCAAAGUAGCUCCGACAAAAAUAUACCUGCCAACUCUCACGCCUUAGGCGUGAGUCUCACGCCUGCGGGUUGAAAACUUCGAUCUCACGCCGGCUCACGCUUGCGGGCCAAUUUCUCACGCCUGAUUGAAAAAUGUGAGUUGUUGCCGUCUUCCUUGACACAAUUUCCAAAAAUAUGUUAACUCAAACCCAUGUAAGAAACGAAAACCAUGUGUAAAAUGAAUAAAUGACAAUACCUUCCUCGCGAUCUCUGAUUUUUGAAGUGAAAAGCAAGUGAAAACUUAGCCUUCUUGUGAAUAAGACAGUUCUUGUACCAUUUCUAGCUAUUUCUUGUGAAACCAAUCAGUAGGAAGGUGAACGCAUUAUAAUAAUAAUAAUUAUUAUUAUUAUUCCUUUAUUUAUCCUCGGUAGUAUUUAUAGCACUUAUGCUAUUGGUGCCGAGCAAAAGACUGAAACAAGUAAUUCAAAUAAAAAAUAACGGGGUUAAGAAUCCCAAUUAGUCGGAGGCAAACCAGCUGCAGCUAUUUACAAGUGUGGUCAAAGAUUUGAACUCGGGACUACCGUGAACAAAUCUAGCUAGCGGUCAGGGCGGGACUUGAACUCGGGGCCUCCGAAUUGCAAGUCUAGCGCUCUAACCGCUCGGCCAUGCUGCCUUCUUACAAUUGAAGAAGGGUAAUACAACCAAAACCCUUGUGUUAAACAACACUUUCUGAUAUUCUGUUUCAACAAUAUUAUUUUAGGAUUUGUUUAAUUGCAAAUGUAACGCAUCUCAUUUCGUUUAUUUUCCGACCAUACCUGAGAUUUUAGACCUUUUAAAAGUGUUUUCUCUAAAAGCAGUGCUUUUUAUAAUAUUCCGACCUCGCGUGGUUAAAAUACCAUAACUUCAAGCUGAUUGGUGAGGGAGGUUUUCUUGGUUAAGUGGUAACGCUUAAUUGUUUUUCUUGCUGGAAGCUCAUUAGGUUUAACUACUUACAAAGUGAUUUUAAUUUCCUUUCGCUCUGUUUUACGGCUAUUAUGAUUAUUUGUAUAAAUAUCAUGAUUAUCGUUUAAUUAGGCCAUAAUUAUCCACGAUUUAGCUUCUGUUUUGUUUUUCAAAGUCUGGUAUUUUAGCCUGAGCUAACGCCGCACAAACUUCGUUAUUUUUUAUAAAUUAUAUCGCAAUCCACGCUGCAAGCUUUUUCACCUUAUAAAUAUCCCCGUUUAAGAAACAGCUGACGUAGCCUUUCACAUAUUUUAAACUGGAUCGGGGGGCUUAUUCCUCAAUAAACUGAAUACGGUGAAGAGAGCUAAUCUUCGACCAAAUUUUCGACAGCUCCUUGUUAAGUUUGGGGGUAGUUAUCUCAGCAACUGGUGAAAACGAGCUGUUUGCGAGAUCUCAAUCAAAAUGGCUGUUGCAUUCAGCAUUUCUUGCACCUGAAGCAGGGAUUCCUGGGCCGUCUUGAACUGCCGAUGUGUUUCCUACCGAUGUGUUUGUUUCUUCAUCUUCUCCAGAGGUUUUGACGGCCUCCAGAAGUCGCUUUGACAAGACAGUGUUCGAACCUCUGUCAUCAAGCGCUAGUUAAGAAAGCUCCGCCUUUAGCUCAGAUGCAGUAAUUUACAUAUAAAUAAGACCAUUUUGAGUCUCCGUCAAGGAAAACUGAUAUUCUUUCUUUUCUCGAAAAUAAAAGGCUUUUGCAAGAAAACAGUUUACAUCAGAUUAAUCAUUUACCUAAAAGCUACCUAUGGAAAAAAGAAAAUGAAAGAAAUCGAAUUUUCAACUCUUGCCACUCAAUACUCAAACUUUCCUGACGGCCUCUCUUAAACUGUUUGGCACAUUAAUCCAAAUCUAACGGUUUAAAUUGAGUAGCAUUUUUUAAGCCAUGUCUUGUGACUAUUAAUGCCUACUUAUCUGCAUCUUUUCUUGUGAAACAGAUUACUGUAUAGGAGAACGCAUUCCAACACGCAGUUUACUGUUCAGAUUUCUUUUUUUUUAAUUGUAACUCGGGCUACGUGAGAGUACAGCUUCUCCAGUGUUCUUUUGUCCGGAUUUCAGGCCGUAAUUAUUAAGUAUGUCAAAUAUGCAAAAUAACACUGAUGCGUUUUCAUGGAAACGAAGUAAAGACAAGAGUCGGAAAUUGAAACAAAUAUCCCUCGCAAGCCAUCCUUCUUUCUUUUGUUUUUCAAUUGUUCAUUCCAAAGAUGCUUUAAAGAGUCAGUUACAACUUUGUAUGACCAUAUAGAAAACGUUGUAGGAACAAAAUUUCAAAACUACCACAAAUAGUCAUUUGGGGUACAUAACCCCGCUUUUUUGUAAGAAAAACUGUUAACGUUAUGAUACUGAAUUAUGCGAGUUAAGCUAACGAGUUGUGUGAUGAAUUUUUUCUUAUACUGAAGAAGGGUUAUACACCCAAAACACCUAUUUUGUCGACCAUUUCUAGAAACAAUCACAGGAAAAUAACUUUUGUAGCAACAUCUUGAAUUUUUCUUUUCAAUUUUUUACAGGGAUCUUAGUUCCAACAACAUUGUGGAUCUUGACGCAGGGGUAUUCUCCAACCUGACAAAUUUGCAGCGGCUGUAAGAUGUCUGAAUACUUGUUAAAUAACGUUUGGUUUAGACUGUUUGACAUACUAUUUCAAAUCUUAGUAAAUAGUUAGUUUAGCUAGUGAAGAAAGCUCCGUCUUUAGUUGAGAUACACUUAAUUUACACUUAAAUAAGGCCAUUUUGAGCCUCCGUCCAGGAAAAUUGAUAUCCUUUUUUUUCUCGAAAAUAAAAGGCUUUUGCGAGAAACCAGUUUACAUCAGAUAAAUCAUUUACCUUAAAGCUACCUAUGGAACAAGAAAAACAAAAGAAAUCGAAUUUUCAACUCUUGCCACUCAAUACUCAAACUUUCCUUACCGUCGCUCUUAAACUGUUUGGCACAUUAAUCCAAAUUUAGCGGCUUGAAAUGAGUGGCAUUUUUUACGAAAUGUCUUGUGAAUAUUAAUGCCUACUUAUCUGCAUUAUUUCUUGUGAAACAGACUACUAUAAAGGAGAACGCAUUCCAACACGCAGUUUACUGUUUAGAUUUCUUUUUUUUUUAAUUGUAACUAGGGCUACGUGAGAGUACAGCUUCUCCAGUGUUCUUUUGUCUGGAUUUCAGGCCGUAAUUAUUUAAUAUGUCAAAUAUGCAAAAUAACACUGAUGCGUUUUCAUAGAAACGAGGUAAAGACAAGAGUCGGAAAUUGAAAACAAAUAUCCCUCGCAAGCCAUCCUUCUUUCUUUUGUUUUUCAAUUGUUCAUUCCAAAGAUGCUUUAAAGAGUCAGUUACAACUUUGUAUGACAAUAUAGAAAACUUUGUAGGAACAAAAUUUCAAAACUACCUCAAAUAGUCAUUUGGGGUACAUAACCCCUCUUUUUUGUAAGAAAAACUGUAAACGCUAUGAUAAUGAAUUAUGCGAGUUAAGCUACCGAGUUAUGUGACGACUUUUUCUUACACUGAAGAAGGGUUAUACACCCGAAACACCUAUUUUGUCGACCAUUUCUAGAAACAAUCACAGGAAAAUAGGUUUUGUAGCAACAUCUUGAAUUCUUCUUUUCAAUUUUUUACAGGUAUCUUAGUUCCAACAACGUUGUGGAUCUUCACGUAGGGGUAUUCUCCAACCUGACAAAUUUGCAGGAUCUGUAAGAUGUCUGAAUACUUGUUUAAUAACGUUUGGUUUAGACUGUUUGACAUACUAUUUCAAAUCUUAGUAAAUAGUUAGUUUAGCUAGUGAAAAAAGCUCCGUCUUUAGUUCAGAUACACUUAAUUUACACUUAAAUAAGGCCGUUUUGAGCAUCCGUCCAGGAAAAUUGAUAGUCUUUUUUUUCUCGAAAAUAAAAGGCUUUUGCGAGAAAACAGUUUACAUCAGAUAAAUCAUUUACCUUAAAGCUGCCUAUAGAAAAAAAAAUACCAAAAGAAAUCGAAUUUUUAACCCUUGCCACUCAAUACUCAAACUUUCCUGAGGGUCUCCCUUAAACUGUUUGGCACAUUAAUCCAAAUCUAACGGUUUAAAUUGAGUGGCAUUUUUUAAGCCAUGUCUUGUGAAUAUUAAUGCCUAGUUUUCUGCACCAUUUGUUGUGAAACAGAUUAUUAUAAAGGAGAACGCGCUGAAAUACGUAGUUGGCUGUUCAGAUUUCUAUUUUUAAUUUUAACUCGGGUUACGUGAGAGAACAGCUUCCCCACUGUUUUUUUCUCCGGAUUUCAGACCAUAAUUAUUAAAUAUGCAAAUAUGCAAAAUAACACUGAUGCGUUUUCAUGGAAACGAAGUAAAGACAAGAGUCCGAAAUGGAAAAGAAAUAUAUCUCUUGCAAGCCAGCCAGCCUUCUUUCUUUUUCUUUUUUAAUUUCUUUUAUUCCAAAGAUGAUUUGAAGGGUCAAUUUAUAGCUUUGUCUGACGAUAUAGAAUAAUGUUGUAGGAACAAAAUUUUAAAACUGCCACAAAUAGUCAUUUGGGGUACAUCAACCCUCUUUUUUGUAAGAAAAACUGUUAACGUUAUGAUAAUAUAUUUAUGCCAGUUAAGCUACCAAGUCAUGUGACAACUUUUUCUUACACUGAAGAAAGGUUAUACACCCGAAACACCUAUUUUGUCGACCAUUUCUAGAAACAAUCACAGGAAAAUAGCUUUUGUAGCAACAUCUUGAAUUUUUCUUUUCAAUUUUUUACAGGUAUCUUAGUUCCAACAACAUUGUGGAUCUUCACGUAGGGGUAUUCUCCAACCUGAUAAAUUUGCAGGAGCUGUAAGAUGUCUGAAUACUUGUUAAAUAACGUUUGGUUUAAACUGUUUGACAUACUAUUUGAAAUCUCUAAUGCUUUGUAUGACAAUAUAGAAAAUUUUUCUUUGUAGGAACAAAAUUUCAAAACUACCUCAAAUAGUCAUUUGGGGUACAUCAACCCUCUUUUUUGUAAGAAAAACUGUUAACGUUAUGAUAAUGUAUUUAUGCCAGUUAAGCUACCAAGUCAUGUGACAACUUUUUCUUACACUGAAGAAGGGUUAUACACCCGAAACACCUAUUUUGUCGACCAUUUCUAGAAACAAUCACAGGAAAAUAGCUUUUGUAGCAACAUCUUGAAUUUUUCUUUUCAAUUUUUUACAGGUAUCUUAGUUCCAACAACAUUGUGGAUCUUCACGUAGGGGUAUUCUCCAACCUGAUAAAUUUGAAGGAGCUGUAAGAUGUCGGAAUACUUGUUAAAUAACGUUUGGUUUAAACUGUUUGACAUACUAUUUGAAAUCUCUAAUGCUUUGUAUGACAAUAUAGAAAAUUUUUUUUUGUAGGAACAAACUUUCAAAACUACCUCAAAUAGUCAUUUGGGGUACAUAACCCCUCUGUUUUGUAAGAAAAACCGUAAACGCUAUGAUAAUGAAUUAUGUGAGUUAAGCUACCGAGUUAUGUGAUGAUUUUUUUCUUAUACUCAAGAAGGGUUAUACACCCGAAACACCUAUUUUGUCGACCAUUUCUAGAAACAAUCACAGGAAAAUAGCUUUUGUAGCAACAUCUUGAAUUUUUCUUUCCAAUUUUUUACAGGUAUCUUAGCUCCAACAACAUUGUGGAUCUUCACGUAGGGGUAUUCUCCAACCUGAUAAAUUUGGAGGAGCUGUAA